CUGAGCGGUGCAGCACCUGGCACCGAGGGGAGUCUGCGAUGGUGGGCCGGUGGGGGCGAGGCUUCGAGCCGGUUUCGGAGCUUCGCUCGCUGCCCUUCGCCCGCAGGCUCGCCUACUUCGACGGCGAGUUCGAGCGGCUGCGGCGGGAGCGGCGAUUGCCGGCUUCGUCGUCGGCCCGGCUCCGGGCGCUGGAGCCGCUGCUGCGCCGCGGGCCUAGCCGCUCCCCCGGCCCUCGGUCGGCGCUGGCCGCCGGCGCCCUGCUGCUGCUGCUGCUGCUCCUGCCAGGCGGCCUACUCCGCGCCGGCCCCGCCGCCCGCUUCCUCAGCUUCUGCGGCCGCGCCCUGCUCAUCCAGUUGCUGCCUUAUUGGGAUUGGACGUUGUACUCCAACACAGACUGCCUGAUCAGGAACCCCUAUUAUUUUGUGAGAGGCCUCGAGUCCUUACAACUGACUGACUGCAUCAAUGUGUGCCAGAAAUACCCAACCGUGGAAUCUGUGCAGAAAGUGGAUCCAAAAGUUGUUCUUCAGAAGUAUCUGCGUCAGAAUCUACCCCUUGUAAUAACGGACGGGGCUGAAGAAUGGGUUGCGCUGAGAGAUUUCACUGUGCCAUUCCUAACUCGGUUAUUCAGUGGACAUCCAGUACUGCAGAAUACAAUUGUGUGCAGUUACUGGGACUCUCAAGACUCUCUGGAGAAAAGCCCAAGUGUUUUCUUAGAAAAGAUCCAUCAUCAGAGACUUGCCCACUGGGCAGUUCAAUGGAAGAAUUGCAACAAAGCAGCAGCAAAGGUGAUCCGUGGAUUUUAUCUGCGGCCUUACUUCCUUCCGGCAGUGGUGGAAUUGGCAGAGUCCAACUGGUUGCUAAUGGCAGCACAAACAGAAAAUGGUGGCACAGGGGACCCAUUUGUAAAGGUGGGAGAUCAUGACGGGGACUUGCUGAUAUGGAUUGCCCAGCUACAAGGGGGUUUUGAGGUUCAGCUCUUGCCGAAAGACUUGUGUGCAAACAACUGUACUCACUACACCCUGUGGCUUUCACCUGGAGAGGCAGUUGCUGUACCACUUCAGAUGUGGGAGGUUCAGUAUCGUCCUUCCAGUGCCACUGCUAUUGGACUUGCUGCAACAGGAAACUGGCUACAAGACUCCAGGUGAUGGUGCCAGAAGUGGUUCUGCAAGAACAUGUCCUGCCUCGGGAAAUCUAGGAUUUUGACAAUGGCCAACGUGUACUGCUUUGAGUUUGUACUGCUAACUAGAACCUGGUUUGGAUUGUGUUGCCUUAUUUGUUUGAUUGUUUAGAGGGUUUUAUUUCUGGGGUUACCGAAAGGAGAGAUUAUAUCAUUGUUGGGCUGCUGAAUGGAGGAGGGAUAUACGGUCUAAAGGUAAUGUAUGUCAGUGGGUUAUACAUCCACAAGAAAUAACAUAUCAGAAUAUUGAUUUUAGUAUCAAAGGACUGGAAUGACAAAAAGGGAAAGUGCUGUUGGUUGCAACGACCUCACAAAAAGAGGAGUUCUCUUUUAGAAGGGGCCACAGCACUGAUACACCAGAACGGCCAAAGCUGAUAAGGUUAAAUUAAGAGAUUUCACUGAUUUCCACCAGUGUCAAUGCAUGGCCCUUUCCUUGAAAUUACAAGUGGGAAAGAUUAGCCAAUUGUUUGCAACAGGGUUUGUGUCACUAAAUAAAAUAAUUUUUUUUAAAGGGACCACAAUUUUGGAGUGAAUGGGGAAGCAAUUUUUUUUUUUUUACAAAAUGAAGGAAAAAUAUAUUUAAAUAGCAAUAGAUGCUGGGUUACAAAACGUCACGCAAUUGAUUUUUUUCCCCUAGUAAGACCAAAGGGCAUCAAGGAAUAAAAGAGAAAAUAUAUACAUUUUUAUAUCAACAUUUAAGAUCGGAGGAAGUUGGGGAAAUGCUGCACAUUUUCAGGGGGAUGUGUACCUUUCCUGGAGGCUGGAAGAGAAGCACUGUACAUAUUUAUGGGGGAAAGGUGAAGCAGAAUGGGGUAGCUCUUAGCAAUGGGAUGAAGCAAAAGGACUAUUAUUGUACAGAAGUGGAAAGGGGCUGCAAUUCUCUGUGGGUAGAAUACUGGCUGCAGAACACUUUGUAAAGUAGGAGGCUUACAACUUUACAGGAAAUAAAGUGAAAUGUGUGCUUCUGUGUGGAGGAAAGGAAAUAGACUUCCAAUGUACUUCAGAAGGGGGAGGGAAUUAUCAGAAAGAGUGGAACUGAGAAUCUUGCAGGAAAGAGGAGGAUAAAAAUGAUUGUGAGAAAAGGAUUGUGCAGAACUCUUAAAAGUGGCUACUUGCUGAUUUCAGUCGUAAUUAAAAGGUGGUCAUGUAGCUCUUUGGGUCUUGGUUAAAUAACAAAUUUAUUGGAUGUUUGGGAGUGGAGGAAUAAUUGUACUAGAUGUUGUUGAAGUAGUAAAAGUUGGGAAGAAACAAACAAAUAUUCUCACUUCCACCAUCUAUCUUGCCAUCUAUCAGUUUGCUGCUCAGCAUUAACCUUUUUCUUGUGAUAACAGCAUAGAUCAAAUAAUGUGCAAACAAUAUAAUCAGAGGUGUGUAAUGUGUACGGGAUAUGAAGCCAUAGGACAUGCCAUGGAUUAGCCACUGAAUGUGAUGUCAGGAAGAUUCACUUCGAUAAAGUUCCAAUUUUAAACCCUACCUUAGUCAUUAUGAUUUUUCAUAAAUGUCAAAAGGAAAAUAUGCAAGUACUAUUUUGGAAAUGUUGUAAAAUGUUUUUUUUGUUUAAAAGAAAUAUAAUUCUUGAAUUGUGCUGCUUUUGGUUAUUGAGAGUUUCACACGUAACACUGAUUUGACACAG
Messenger RNA from Amblyraja radiata (thorny skate), 2810 nucleotides. RefSeq lists its product as uncharacterized. The coding region runs from base 39 to 1145 and encodes 368 amino acids. The transcript is spliced from 7 exons. NCBI's taxonomy places the organism in Eukaryota, Metazoa, Chordata, Chondrichthyes, Rajiformes, Rajidae. The record is from RefSeq and is a predicted model, not a curated record.